CCAACAGCUCUGAUGAGCUCCACCGUGGCUGCAGCUGCGCCUGCAGCUGGGGCUGCCUCCAGGAAGGAGUCUCCAGGCAGGUGGGGCCUGGGGGAGGAUCCAACAGGCGUGAGCCCCUCGCUCCAGUGCCGCGUGUGCGGAGACAGCAGCAGCGGGAAGCACUACGGCAUCUAUGCCUGCAACGGCUGCAGUGGCUUCUUCAAGAGGAGCGUGCGGCGGAGGCUCAUCUACAGGUGCCAGGUGGGGGCAGGGAUGUGCCCUGUGGACAAGGCGCAUCGCAACCAGUGCCAGGCCUGCCGGCUGAAGAAGUGCCUGCAGGCGGGCAUGAACCAGGACGCCGUGCAGAACGAGCGCCAGCCCCGAAGCACAGCCCAGGUCCGCCUGGACAGCAUGGAGUCCAGCACUGAGCCCCGGCCGGAGCCCCUGGUGGCUCCCCCGACCCCGGCAGGGCCCAGCCCACGGGGCCCCACGCCCAUGUCUGCAGCCAGAGCCCUGGGCCACCACUUCAUGGCCAGCCUUAUAACAGCUGAAACCUGUGCUAAGCUGGAGCCAGAGGACGCUGAUGAGAAUAUUGAUGUCACCAGCAAUGACCCCGAGUUCCCCUCCUCUCCAUACUCCUCUUCCUCCCCCUGCGGCCUGGACAGCAUCCAUGAAACCUCAGCUCGCCUGCUCUUCAUGGCCGUCAAGUGGGCCAAGAACCUACCUGUGUUCUCCAGCCUGCCCUUCCGGGAUCAGGUGAUCCUGCUGGAAGAGGCGUGGAGUGAACUUUUCCUCCUCGGGGCCAUCCAGUGGUCUCUGCCUCUGGACAGCUGUCCUCUGCUGGCACCGCCUGAGGCCUCUGCUGCCGGUGGUGCCCAGGGUCGGCUCACACUGGCCAGCGUGGAGACGCGUGUCCUGCGGGAAACUAUCUCUCGGUUCCGGGCGUUGGCGGUGGACCCCACGGAGUUCGCCUGCAUGAAGGCCCUGGUCCUCUUCAAGCCAGAGACGCGGGGACUGAAGGAUCCUGAGCACGUAGAGGCCUUGCAGGACCAGUCCCAAGUGAUGCUGAGCCAGCACAGCAAGGCCCACCACCCCAGCCAGCCCGUGAGGUUUGGGAAAUUGCUCCUGCUCCUCCCGUCUUUGAGGUUUAUCACUGCGGAACGCAUCGAGCUCCUCUUUUUCCGCAAGACCAUAGGGAAUACUCCAAUGGAGAAGCUCCUUUGUGAUAUGUUCAAAAACUAGUGGGGGUGGCCAAGCACUCUGGAGAACUAUCUACUGAAAUGAAACAUUUGCCUACUCUUUGCCCCAGAAAUUCCUCGUAGGUGUGUCUACCCAGCAGAGAUGCCCACUGAAAGAUAUUGUAAGAAUAUUCAUAGCAGCUUUAUUCAUAAUAGCCCCAAAUUGUACAUUGAUGGUAGGAUGAAUUAACAAAUUGUGGUAUAUUCAUAUAAUGAAAAAUAACUUAAAAAGAAUGAAUUAUGGAUACAUGUGGCAACAUGGGUAAACUUCACAGACAUAAAAGUUGAAUGAAAGAAACCAGGCAGAAGUUCCAUUUACGCAGAGUUCAGGAAUAGGCAAGACUAAUUGACAGUAAUAGAAGUUGGAAUAGUGGUUACUUCUGGGUGGCAGGGGAUUGAUUCAGAGAGGGCCCAUGGGAGCCCUCCGGUAUACUAGAAAUGUUGAUUUUGAUCUGGGCAGUUGUUUCACAAAUGUAUUCAUAGGUAAAAAUCCAUUGAGCUGUGCACUUUACUGUAUUUUGUUAGACCUCAAUAAAAAAGUUAAAAAAAAAAAUAAAACAGAAAAAUGAGUGUUGUCAAGGCUCUCCCUUUGAGGACACUGAAGGAAUGAGUGCAAGGUCUUUGAGUUCCCUCUGGGUUCCACUCCAAGUCAGAGACCAGGUGCAAUGAAUUCAAGCCCAGUGGAUCUCCCAUAGAAUUCAACCACCCAGCUUCUCUCCAGAUGGCGUCCCAUCACCCGCAGCAUGUCUCAACCUUUAUCUCCUAUCUCCCUCAUCUCCUUCCUAAGUAAAGGUCAACACCCUGCAACUCAACAUAAGGCAGCUACAGGUACUUUUUGUGAAUGGGACUCUUCAUCACUUCUUAGGUCCUUAUGGAAAGAUACAGCUCAGACAACCCUCAUCAUUUUCUUUUUCUCUUUUUUUUUUUUCUUUUUUUUUUGAGACGGAGUUUCGCUCUUGUUGCACAGG
Cercocebus atys (sooty mangabey) is the source of this 2185-nucleotide messenger RNA. RefSeq names its product nuclear receptor subfamily 2, group E, member 3 (gene NR2E3). Gene Ontology annotation, biological process: positive regulation of transcription by RNA polymerase II; negative regulation of transcription by RNA polymerase II; anatomical structure development. Gene Ontology annotation, cellular component: nucleus. Gene Ontology annotation, molecular function: zinc ion binding; RNA polymerase II cis-regulatory region sequence-specific DNA binding; nuclear receptor activity. The record is from RefSeq and is a predicted model, not a curated record. Bases 13 to 1221 code for a protein of 402 amino acids. NCBI's taxonomy places the organism in Eukaryota, Metazoa, Chordata, Mammalia, Primates, Cercopithecidae. The transcript has 8 exons.